CGGUUUAACGCUUCCCCCGUAUCAUCGCAAUUAAAAUAUAUCAAGCAAAUUUUCAUUUUUUGUCGCGCUAAGAUUUUGGUCUUUAUACACGUAUGAUUUUAGCAAUAUGCAAGUAACAAAAUAAACCCCCCAGGUUUAGGAAGUUUGGCAAUAUGCGUCGGACUUGUGUGGUUUAUUUCCGGACGACAAUAGAGAAGGGACCAGCUCAAUUUAUGGAGUUUCGAAAAACAGUUUUUCUGUGAGAGUUCCUCUCCGAAGCAGUUUGAACAAAAUGGGGAACUUUAGAGCAUUUCUGAGCACAACACUGAUCUUCCUGAUACUCGAGUUGUCUCUUGUGUGCUGUGAUAUAACGGACGGAAACGCGGAACAUCUGAAGAGAGAGCACUCGUUAAUGAAACCGUACCAAGGUGUUGGCAGCAGCCCUACCAGUCAGUGGGACUUCUGGGGAAGCACUUUAGUGACGAGCUCAUAUGUCCGACUCACUCCAGAUGAGAGGAGCAAGCAGGGAUCCAUCUGGAAUACUGUGCCAUGUCACCUGAAGGACUGGGAGAUGCAUGUGCAGUUUAAAAUUCAUGGAUCAGGAAAGAAGAAUCUCCAUGGCGACGGCAUCGCUAUCUGGUACACGAAGGACAGACUGCAUCCAGGCCCUGUGUUUGGAAACCAAGAUCAGUAUCUUGGCCUGGCUAUUUUUUUGGAUACCUUCCGCAAUGACCUCCACGGAAUGGAUCGUUCCUUCCCGUACAUUUCGGCUAUGGUGAACAACGGCUCAGUGAAUUACGACCACGGCAAAGAUGGCCGCUCGUCUGAGCUAGGAGGCUGCUCUGCUGAGAUCAGGAACAGGGAGCACGACACGUACCUCGCCAUUCGCUACUCCAAAGGAAGACUUACUGUGAUGGUUGAUGUGGAAGACAAGAAUGAGUGGAAGGAGUGCAUCGACAUCGGAGGUGUUCGUCUUCCAACUGGAUAUUUCUUUGGUGCCUCAGCAGCUACAGGAGAUCUCUCUGAUAACCAUGAUAUCAUCUCUAUGAAGCUCUACCAGCUGAUGGUGGAACACACCCCCGAGGAGGAGAACCAGGACUGGACCAAAAUUGAGCCCAGCGUCAGCCUUCUCAAGUCCCCUAAAGACAACAUUGACGAUCCUACUGGAAACUUCCGAGGCACGCCCCUCACUGGCUGGAAGGUCUUCCUGCUUCUGCUGUGUGCUCUGCUGGGAAUCGUAGUGUGCGCUGUGGUGGGAGCUGUAGUUUUCCAGAAGAGACAGGAGAGGAACAAGAGGUUUUACUGAGGAGUAGAAAGAAGAAACUUAUCAGAGAGGCGUUUGUUGGAAUGAACUGUUUCCAGGCGACAGAUUGAGCACAUUCAAUGUGAAUUAUUUUCUAAAGAUUGUAAAAAUGUUUAUAUCUUUGAAGCACUGUGUUGGGAGUGAAUAAUGACUUGUGAUGUUGGUAAGAAGGUGCAGAACUAGUGGCGAUCAUUAUGAGUGACCUUGAUCAAUGCUGUUUUUGUUUCCAUGUGUUCAUUAAUUGCAGGGUUAGAAUAGACUUACAGUCCAUUACAAACUUUUGAUUGUGUUAACAUCCGCUUAUUGGUUAAAGAGGUGUCUCCAGCCAAUUACCGCUUUUAUCUGCUGCAGAUGUGGCACUACAUAAGAGUGAACUGGGGCACCAAAGGGGAAUUUAGGUUGAAAUUUUUGUCUUCCAGGUUUUACCUGAUUAUUUACCAUGAAUUAUUUAUUGGAAGAAGAAAGUAUCUCCACAUGUGCGCGCACACACAGACAAAAAAAUCUGACAAAACAACAUCAUGAAGUAACUGUGGCAACCAUCUAAAAUUAAAGUUGAGUGCGUGUGUUUUAACCCAUGGAAAGAGUGCAGAGUUGUAUUUGUUGAUUUAACUUUGUGUUACUGUCGCUCUCAUUCUCACAUUUCAAAAAUACAAUUUAGCUUUAGCAAUUUUAAAACAAUUAAGAAUAAGAAGAGAAAUUAAGUUAGAACAUGGUCUCCACUAUAUAUUUAGGAAAGACCAGUAUGCAGUGGUUAUCUAGGGGGAUAUAUUAUGGAAAAGGUUUUCUUGUCAGAAACCACUGUGUACAUAUACAACAGUAUUGAGCGUAGGGCUGUAACUUUUCAUUGUCUGUUAAUCUUUUUAAUUUAAUAGAUUAGUUGUUUGGUCAGAAAAUGGUUAAAAAAUGCCAAUCAGUUUUUCCCAAAGCCCAAGAUGACUAAUCAAUUAAUCGUUAGAGCUUUAAUUAGCAAGAUAAGUACAGUGCAUAACAACCACCAGAAUAAAAGCUCAGCAAAAAGGAUCACCACCUUGGAUUUUCUGGUGAUGCAGUUAGAUUUAUAAUGUGGGUGUUGCUCUUUUUCCGUCUGCUCAGCCAUGUUAACUAUCUCUGUCCAUGUUACCAAACUAGUUCUCCAGUUGUGAAAAUGUUAUGAUUGUCACUCUAUGUCUGUAACGGACAACGAUGUGAUGGCAUAUUCUUGACACAAACAGUAACAUUUUGCAUCGUUAUAAUACUGUCUAAAGUCUGGUAUAUACGUAUGGAUGAUGUCUUGUGAGGCUUCUACUACUUAACACAACUUCUCCAUAGUUCAAUGCAACAGGAUGAGGCCACUUGAAAGGGUUCAGUGUACAAGUGGAUGGAUCUUGAAAACUGAACAACCUCAAACCUUUACGCUGAAAUAUUUUAUGCUUUUUUUCCCUGCAGGGUCUUUUGAGCAGGAUUAUGGGGUUUUAUCCAGAAUAUGCCUUUCUUAUUAUAUAUAAUUCAAUUAUUAUGUAUACAGAAUAUUAGAAUUAUUAACUGCAACAUAAAAAAACAAGUGUGACUGAUAAAUGCACGCAGACAGUGCUAAUUAUAAAGCUCAUUCAAACUUACAGAGGAAGAGUUGUUGAACCCUGAGGUUUGGGAAUUGAUCGUUCAAAAGGCACAUUUACGCGAGGCUUUAAUUUCUUGCAAUAUCUUGUUUCUUUGUUGUUGGUUUUCUUUAGCUACCAUUUCCACAAUGUUACUGUCCGAUUCUGUCUUUAUGUUGUUAAACAACACUUAAUAAAAAUGCUAAAAUGCCAAAAGUAAAAUUGGAUUUGAUGACACACUAAAACUGCACUGCUGAAAUGCAGAUUUGUUUUUUAACUUUUAGCUUGACAAAGCCUUUUUAUCACUUUCCCUGUGUUCUUGAAACGUUAUGUUAUUGUUUGUGCCACAUCAGUCAGUUGUGUGAUGAUACUUGAAACGGCUCCUCUCUUUAGAAAUAAUGUAUUAAAAUGAAAAAGAAACAGUUUGACUGUGAAUUGUGGUGUUUUAACCACCAUUUAAAUUGGAUUCUCAGAAAAUACACCCUGGUAUUCAGGCAGUACAUGCAUCUCCCUUAAAUGCACUAACAGACACUGGAUUACUAAAGGGCCAUCGAAGAAAAUACUUUAGGUCACGAUGCCCCAUUUUUUAAAGAGCUACGUUAUUAUAUUAAUUGAUAUAACUUAUAAACAGUAUUUUAAUGUUGUAGCAGUAGGGCGGAUUUAUCAGUAACGAUGUGUGAUAUUUCAGAAGAUCACAUGAUUUGUUUGUAAAAUCAGCUGCACAGUAGCUGUUGGAUAAAUGUCUUUGAGUAAAAACAAAACAAAUGUACAGUCUGUUAAUCUGAAAUAUAGAGGAGUGGAAAGUGGCCCAUACAUUAUAAUGAAAAUACUCCAGUACAGAACAAAAGUAAAUUGUAUUAACAGUAGUUGAGUUAGUUACUUUUUACCAGUGAUGGAAAGUAAAGAAGUAUGUUUACUGAAAUAAACCAACUCCUGGAGUUUACGCUACUUAGCUAGCUAGCUAAAGCAAAGGAAAAAAAACAAAUCUGCAUGCCAUUUAAAAAAUGGCGGUCACUUAUUGCUUGUGAGGCGUGGCACAGUAAGUAUAGGGCAGGGCGAACUGUAGAUGCCCCACCCACUCUUCCGCCCUAUACCCACAGUUCUCUGCUCAUCAGCUGAACACCUGAUGCAGUCACAUAAUUAAGCUUCAGCAAGGCUUUGUAGAGUUUCUCAUUAAACCACCUGUAGACUUCAGUCGCGUUUCAAGCUGGAGUUUCUUUCUACUUCUGUUACUCUUUCAAAACUGUUUACUGAGAUGCAGAAGAGGAUCACUGCUGUGUUUGUUAAAAUGCUGAUCACAAGUUCUCUAUUCACUUGCUGUUUUUCUGCUUGGCCAUAAACCAAUGAGACCGGUUGUUGUCCUCCCAUGUCCAUCUGCCCAUGUGCAGCAGGACUAUUUGUUUCGGUGUUAAAUGUGAAAUAAUUUCUUAGUAUCAGCAGAGAUUUUGUUGUUGUUUGACAGGUGCAUUGUGAUGCUUUCAUGCUGUUGAUUUACAUGGUGGUGAACUAUGAGUAAGUUGCUGUUGUUGACUCUGUAACAACGUGUAGUUCAAGGUGAUUGGUUUCAAGGAUGUAAGGAUCUGUGCAUUCAUGAUUUGUAUUCACUUAAAUAAAUCCGUUCCACGUGA
Messenger RNA from Micropterus dolomieu (smallmouth bass), 4484 nucleotides. It is a transcript of the gene lman2, whose product is annotated as lectin, mannose-binding 2. The coding region runs from base 272 to 1285 and encodes 337 amino acids. NCBI's taxonomy places the organism in Eukaryota, Metazoa, Chordata, Actinopteri, Centrarchiformes, Centrarchidae. Gene Ontology annotation, molecular function: D-mannose binding. Gene Ontology annotation, biological process: endoplasmic reticulum to Golgi vesicle-mediated transport; Golgi organization; endoplasmic reticulum organization. The transcript has 8 exons. Gene Ontology annotation, cellular component: COPII-coated ER to Golgi transport vesicle; endoplasmic reticulum membrane; endoplasmic reticulum-Golgi intermediate compartment. The record is from RefSeq and is a predicted model, not a curated record.